AUGGGGCGGCGGGGGGCUGGGAAGAGGGAGCCGCCGUCGCGGAGCCCCGCCGGCAGCAUGGUCCCCUCCGCGCCAGUGCUGCGGCUGCUGCUGCCGCUUCUGGUGCUGGGGCGGCCGCUGCUCGGGGCGCCAGGUCAGGGCGCGGGCACCUGGUCCCGCUUCGCCCGGCUGCCCUACCCGCAGGACCAGCUCUUCCUCCACGACACCUUCCCCGACGGCUUCCUUUGGGGGGCGGGCAGCGCCGCCUACCAGACGGAGGGCGGCUGGCGCCAGGGAGGCAAAGGUGCUUCGGUCUGGGACACCUUCGCCCACCGCCCGUCCGCGCCGGCGGGCGGCGACGUGGCCAGCGACAGCUACAACAACCUGUUCCGCGAUGCAGAGGGGCUCCGGCGCCUGGGGGUCUCGCACUACCGCUUCUCGCUGUCCUGGGCCCGGCUGCUGCCCAAUGGCACAGCGCCUGUCAACCCCGCCGGGCUGGCCCACUACAGCCGGCUCCUGGGCCGCCUGCGGGAGCUGGGCAUCGAGCCCGUAGUCACCCUGUAUCACUGGGACCUGCCGCAGGGUCUGCAGGAUGCCUUUGGCGGCUGGGCCAGCCCUGUCCUGCCCCAGGUCUUCCGUGACUACGCUGAGCUCUGCUUCCGGCACUUCGGCGGGCAGGUGCGCUACUGGCUGACCAUGGACAACCCCUACGUGGUGGCCUGGCACGGGUACGGCACUGGGCAGCUGCCGCCCGGCGUGCGGGGAGGCCUGCACCUCGGCUACCAGGCAGCCCACCACCUGCUACAGGCCCAUGCUAAAGUCUGGCAUCUCUACAAUGACCAUUUUCGUCCAACUCAAAGAGGAAAAGUGUCCAUUGCCCUCAGCUCCCACUGGAUAAAACCUCAACAUAUGACUGAAAAGAACAUAAAAGAAUGUCAAAAAUCCCUUGAUUUUGUGCUCGGCUGGUUUGCUAAGCCCAUAUUUAUUGAUGGUGACUAUCCAGAGAGUAUGAAGAGCAACCUCUCAUCUCUGUUGCCUGAAUUCAGUGAGAUUGAGAAGAAGUAUAUCAAAGGAACAGCAGACUUUUUUGCUCUUUCAUUUGGAGCUACCCUGAGUUUCCAGCUCUUGGACUCCCACAUGAAAUUCCAGCAGUUGGAAUCAAUAAGCCUGAGGCAGCUCCUUUAUUGGAUAAGCAGUGAAUAUAACAACCCCGAAAUAUUCAUUGUGGAGAACAGCUGGUUUGUUUCUGGUAGCACCAAGAGAGAUGAUGCCAAGUAUAUUUACUAUCUCAAAAAGUUCAUUAUGGAAACUUUAAAAGCCAUCCGCUACGACGGAGUCAAUGUGUUUGGCUACACGGUCUGGUCUCUCCUGGACGGCUUUGAAUGGCACAGGGGAUACAGCAUUCGGCGUGGUUUGUUUUAUGUUGAUUUUCAAAGCCAUGACAAGAAGUUGAUGCCCAAGUCUUCUGUCUUGUUCUAUCAAAAGCUGAUAGAAAAAAAUGGCUUCCCACCUUUGCCUGAAAACCAGCCCAUAGAAGAUAUUUUUCCCUGUGGCUUUGCUUGGGGAAUUGUUGACAACUACAUUCAGGUAGACACGACACCCUCCCAGUUUCUUGACUCUAAUGUUUAUGUAUGGGAUGUUCACCAGACAAAGAAGCUUAUUAAACUGGAUGGAGUUUUCACCUCGAAACGCAAGCGUCACUGUGUUGACUUUGCUGCUAUCAGGCUCCAGACCUCUCUUCUGCAAGAAAUGCAUGUCACACACUUCCAUUUUUCACUGAAAUGGUCUUUAAUCCUUCCUUUAGGUAACCUUUCGCUAAUCAACCACACACUUGUACAUUAUUAUCAGUGUUUUGCUACUGAACUUCUCAGAGUUAACAUAACUCCUGUUGUUGCUUUAUGGCAACCCAUGGCUGAGAAUCAAGAGCUUCCAGUUUCCCUUGCCAAAUAUGGAGCUUGGGAAAAUGCAGAAACCAUUCAGGCUUUUGUUGAGUAUGCCAGAUUCUGCUUUACAAGCCUUGGGGACCAUGUCAAAUUUUGGAUCACAAUGAAUGAACCGCCUGUGAAAAACUUGACAUACACCGCAGGGCACAACCUCUUGAAAGCCCAUGCGAAAGCAUGGCAUCUUUAUGACAAAGAAUUCAGGAGAUCUCAGAAAGGCAAAAUAUCUAUAGCUCUGCAAGCCGACUGGGUAGAACCAGCUUGUCCCUUUUCCAGGAAUGACCAAGAAGUUGCUGACAGAAUUUUAGAGUUUGACAUUGGCUGGCUUGCAGAGCCCAUCUUUGGGAAUGGUGAAUACCCACAGGUGAUGAGAGCAUGGCUUCACCGAAGAAACGGUGUUGACUUGUAUAAUUUCCACUUGCCUUAUUUCUCAGAAGAUGAAAAGAAGUUAAUCAAGGGCUCGUUUGAUUUUUUUGCUUUGAGUCACUACACUACUACUCUUGUGGGCUGGGAGAAAGAAGAUGCAGUAAAAUAUGACCACUAUCUUGAAGCUCAAAUGAUCAAUGACAUCACAUGGCUGCACUCCCCUAGCAGAGCUGCAGUAGUGCCCUGGGGACUGCGUAAAUUGCUGAAGUGGGUUAAAUCAAAGUAUGGCAAUGUCCCAACUUAUGUUCUGGCUAAUGGAAUUGACGAUGGCCAGAAUAUGGUGCAUGAUAAGCUCAGAGUAUAUUAUAUACAGAAUUACAUCAAUGAAGCUUUAAAAGCUUACACUUUGGAUAAUGUUAAUCUGCAAGGAUAUUUUGUCUAUUCUUUUAAUGACAAGACUGCUCCUAAAUAUGGUCUCUACAGUUACGUUGCAAAUCAAUACGAACCAAAGCCUUCUAUGAAACAUUACAGGGAAAUAAUUGACAAUAAUGGCUUUCCUGGUCCUGAAACUCCUGAGGUGCUGUGUCCAGAGGAGAUUGCCUCGUGUCCUGAAUGCCAUUUCUUCCGAACCAGAAAAUCAUUAUUAGCUUUUAUCUCUUUCAUAUUUGUUGCUUUUAUUGUUACUAUAGUCUUCAUUAUUUACUACUCCAAGAGGAUAGAAAGAAGGUAUAAAUAGAGCUGCCCCGUUGAAUACAUCACUUGCUGCCCUUCCUCAUGCAUUCCCUUGGGAAAUCUGAAGUAAGAGCACACAAGGUUGUCAUUUCUUCAGCACUAGGAAGACAUUUACAUUGCCUGAUACUGCAGGACAUUGAUGCUGAUAAGAAAUUGCUAGCAUAUGGCUUCCAGAAAUCGUUUGCUCUGGUUUAGUACAUUUGGUUUAUGACCAGUCCAUAAUUCCUGUGGUUGGAGUUCUCUCACAACUUUCCCUGGGACCUGUUGUUGAUGCUUUUCUCUCCUUGGUUUUGCCUCACUGAGUUGGACAAGUGAAAGCAUGGUUCGAAGACAUGGAGUGAUGGAAGACCUAAAUGUUAAAUUCUCCAAGAGAAAACUGAGGAGAAACAAAAUGGCUUACUUUUCCAAGUUAGGGUUUAAUGCUGAUGUUGCUUGAUCAGAGCCAGAACCUGACUGGAGCAGGGAACAUGGCUGAGCAGAGACGGAGGAGAAUUGCACAAAGGAGUGCUGGGGGAAAGGAAACUCCCUUUCCUAAAGCAGAUGCAGGGGGAAGAACAGGGGGACACAAGUCUCUGCUUCUGGGAGCACUGGGUGCAUAGGUUAACUACUACUUAGGUUGCUGACAGCUGCAUCUGACUUCAGGAUGUCAUUGGGGAGCUUCAGCUAAAGGAACUGUGUCUUUCUCAGUGGGGAAAGCAGCAGGGGUAUGUCCAGGGAUGGCAGGGGUCAAGCUAUCUGAUGGGAAGAGAUGGAAGAGGCGAAAGGGCUUCUCUUUGAUUUGCUCAGUAAAAAAGCAGAGUGCAGGCUCUGGUAUGUCUUUGCUGUCUCAGUUGUCAGGAAGCUAUGUGCCUGACUCUGCACUCUAUUGCCCUGUGCGCAUAGACAUGGCAGGGCUGGAACACCCCAUCACUGCACUUCUUGCAGCAAGUUGCACACCGCUGCCACUCUAUUGCUGCCCACCUACUUACCUGCUGGAAACUUGUGGGUAAUUUAGUAAGAUGAUUUCUGUGUGCCAUUUAUGUUGAGUGUGGAGACUUUAAAUCCCACCAUUUGGUGUAAUAAUCCAGCACUUUAUUGCUGCUUUUGCUAGGGUCUGAGAUCCUGGAGGUGUUGCUCCAAGCCUCUUACAGGUUAGCUGGAGGGUCUCCUGUGAGCAACUGGAUCUGCCUCUGGCAGCAUUUCAUCCCAAAGUAUUACUGAACAUCUGAAGGCCUCUCAUUUUUCUCUCAGCAAGACAAAUUAGCAAAAUAUUAACAACAUCAUUGUUUAUUAGUAGGAAAAAAUCACUACAUUAGGAGUGUCCUCAGUAUAAAGCAGUGAAGUAAUUUUCAUCUGCUCUCACGCUGUAGGCCUGCAUUGCCUUCAGCUGUAAUUGUAUUUUUAUUGCUAUGUGAAUAAUGUUGCUCACUGGAAAGAAUAUUUUAAAGGAAAUGUGCUUUGUGUUAAUUAAGAAUUAUUUACCUACUAAAGCUGAUUGUGCUGUAUUAAAUGUGAUGUUUAUCUACUAGAUGACUAGUAGAUGUCUAAAUGACCUCCCAGGAUUCCUUUCAACCUGAAUACUCUAUGAAUCUGUGAUUCUAUACUGUAAGUUAAAACAUAUGAAAUGUAAUUUUCAUUGUAAUUUAAAAUUAUAUUUUUUUCUUAAGUGUUCUAUAGGAAUAGAAAAGAAUUAGGAUCUUAUCAUAAUGAUUAAUAUAUUUGUUCUCUAGUUCCAGUCUUAAAAUUGUCUCUCUUUGCACUAAUGUAUAUUUUGGUAUCGAGAUUAAAGUGCAAAAUUCAGGGUAAGUGAUGAAGUAUUAAAAAUAUAUAUGAAAAUUAUUUAUAGCCUAGACAUGCUGAAGAAGAGAAAAAUUUAAACUGCUGUAUAUUUAUGCAUUGGUGCCUGGCACAGUGUGGAUUAGAAAGAAAUAACUCUCCCUAAAUAUGUGAAAUGCCAAAUGGCUUUCCCCACGGCAUGGCAAUGAAUCACCUUGCAAUACAUGACUCCAGUAGUCAGAAGCCUUCACAGUACAUAACAAAAAGUGGUAUUCAUUUCAUACAGAGAGUAGCCAGGUCAUACCUAACUUAGAAGUGUGUGUGUAUGUAUGUUCCAAUUAUUUUGCUGUUGGUAAAGCAAAAAGGCUCUGGGCCUGAUCUCUCUUUUUUGACAGGGGUUCAGGGGGCCUGGUCAGGGCAAAUCCAGAUGAGCUCAGGUGCCAUGCUGUUGGGCACCAGCCUGUCCUGACAGUUCACUAACAAUUAACCAUCCAGUGAGGUGAUGCCAUGUGAUCUUUAACGGCCCAGCCACAGAGCGAUGUGUGAAACAGCAGUUGGAGCACGAAGGAGACACUGCAAGCUCUUCCUGUGGAGGCUGGGUGAUAUGUAACCACCGACAGGCAGAUGGCACCAGCUGGAUAUCUAAUUUGUAGGUAAAUUGGGAUUUGUUGCUAUGAAGCUAUAUGAUCACAUCCAUUCAUGGUGCUGUGGCCCAUAGAAGUAAUGCAGCCUUUGGCACAAUUACCUUCAGAAGAGUUUUAAAGUAUCACUGCAGAGCAGUGACCGGCGCAAGCUGGGCACAGUAGUUGCCAAAGUCCUCCUAAGCAGUGCUGCCUGUGCACAGUGAUAUGUGACUCUCAGAGACUGAACUGCACAGUGAUGGGCCAGGGAAAACACAGGCCGGUGUGAUGGAGGUAAUGGUAUGGUUUUGCUUUGGGAAUCUUCUUCAUUUUACGUAAUCAGGGGCCAGCGUCUUGUCAAUCUUGAAAAAAAAUCAUGCUCCACUAACAGCAAAAAAGCCCCUGAAUAGGCAAAGAUUAGGUGCCUGUCCAAGGAGAAUUGUGGUGUGCUCAUGCAAACUUAUGGGCUAAUCACCUCUUGCAAUCAGGCUGUGAGAUGUGGGGCACUUCUUCCGUUCGAUACCCACAUGCGAGCAACGAUCUCGCGCUUCCCCAUCACCAUCUGUGCAUCUAGAGCAGAAAUGCCGACAGUAGCAAGGACUUUGAGCAGAGGGGACUCCAUAGUCAGGCUACAAAGACAGUUCAGGGGAGGAUGGUGGUUUAUUUUCUGAAGAGCAACCGGAGUCUGUGUGUGAUGGAUGUUAACGUGUAGUAUCUUAUGUAGACUAGUUUCUUGAUUUUAACACUGUUUCUAGAAUGAAAAGUUGUUGUCAGUUUGCUCAAUACUUCAGAUCAAACAUGUUGCAAAAGAAGAAAUUAGAUUUUUAUUAAAAAUAUUUUUGA
Strigops habroptila (Kakapo) is the source of this 6235-nucleotide messenger RNA. RefSeq names its product klotho (gene KL). NCBI's taxonomy places the organism in Eukaryota, Metazoa, Chordata, Aves, Psittaciformes, Psittacidae. The record is from RefSeq and is a predicted model, not a curated record. Bases 1 to 3021 code for a protein of 1006 amino acids. Gene Ontology annotation, biological process: carbohydrate metabolic process. Gene Ontology annotation, molecular function: hydrolase activity, hydrolyzing O-glycosyl compounds. The transcript is spliced from 5 exons.